Molecule: messenger RNA, 523 nt
Organism: Paramecium octaurelia
Lineage: Eukaryota; Ciliophora; Oligohymenophorea; Peniculida; Parameciidae
Source: the annotation of a GenBank genome assembly
AUGGAAUAUAUUUUUAUUAGAUUAUACCUGAAAGAAAUGAGCAUAUUAUCACUUAAAAGAUCGGCUAACCAAUAGUUUUAAUUGAUAAACAAAAAACAUCAAUUAUAAUACAUUGUUUAUUCUGAAAAUUUUGAUAGUCCUUAAUUUUACUCUCGACUUCUUAUCAGAAGGUUACUAAGGAUAAUCUAAGUUUAAUAAAUAAUAGAUAGUUCUCAUUGAUAGGAUCAAGGAUAUGAGGCCUACAAUACUCAAAAGAUGGUUUUUUAUUGUAAUCACCAUAUCUCAUAUUUAUUGAAAGGUAGGUCUUCCUAUAUUUAAAAAAGAGUAGAGUGGCUGAUUUCGCUCACGAAAGUACAGACUGGAUUAAUUUUGAAGAUUAAGCCAUUUUUAUAUUCAUAUAAAUCAGCCUAUCACAUUUAAGAUGAUAAUUCUUAAUAUUAUGAAUUUGCGGCAAGUAAAAUAUAAUAUAAUUUUAGAAAACAGAAAUAACAAUUUUGAUAUCUAAUCAUUAGAAAAACAAUGA